AGGGACGACGAGCGUCGCGCGCACUGCCAGAGCAGAGUCACUCGCUUGCCUGCCGCGAGCGUUUGUAGAGCGGGACCAUUGUCUUUAUUGAAGGAAACUGUUUGAUGAGUGAAGCUGAGUUCCUGUGGUCACUCUAAUUAUAAUAAGGUCCAUCCUUGGUUUAUGAUAUCCGCCUGCUGCUAAUUGCUGCGAAGCUCUGUUAUCCAUAACUUUGUUACGCGUUCCCCUUCUCCUUCCUCCCCCUGCUAAUACCCCUUCAUUAUCCCACACUGGCACUCGUUGUUUCUUUUGUAAUUGAUACCUGGUCGUCGUCCACGCACGUCCCGAGGAUUCCCAGGUCGGGACUUGGACGCCUCCGUAGCCUAUCUAUACCCGCAGCGGACCCGACAUAGGCAACGAUGUCCAAGAGACAGAGACCGACAUCCAUGAUGAUACCAUCGUCGACUGAGGGCCGGUCCCCAGAGUACGACAUGGAGAGAGGGCAGGGGCAGCAGCAGCAGCUCCCACGGCGGAUGCUACAUCGUGCCGCCAACUUACUCACGACCAAAGGCGAACCGAUCCCGGCCAUCGUAGAGACGAUCCUUGAGCUCGAGAGCCAACAAUCUGCUUCCGACUCUUCAACGUCGCGCUCGGACACGAAUUCGAAUUCAAAAUGUAAUGACAAAUACGAUGGCGCCGGUUUCAAGUCGAGUCCGGGGGCGCUGUUGACACGGCGACGGAGCGAGAGCAGUGCGGCGGCAUUGAGUUUUGGCGGGAUUCGACGGAAAUUGGAAAAAGUGAAGGAUGUGUCGGUCGAGAAAGUCAAGGACUUGAAAGAUGCCUCCGCGUCUGUCGUCCGUACCAAGAGUUUCUCCAGGCGCAGACUAUCUACCACAGAUAAAUCUUCCUCUUUUGAGUCUUCUCCUCCUGCCAUCAACAGCAACAGCGGCGACUGCAAUAACGUUCAUCACUCAGGUCCCUCACAACGCAGACGGAGCCAUAUCAGGUCAUACUCGGACGUACUCUUCACUCGUCCUCGUUUCUUUCAAUCUGAGCCUGCCAUUGUACACGAGGAUAAGGCCCCUAGUAUCAACUGUCGUGUUCUGACUCUACCUGUAGUUCACUCUCCAGACCCCAUUGACGACUAUCACCGCUUUGAUUCUCCCAUCUCACCACCAAGUACUGCGCGAUUCAAAAUGGGUGAUUUCGCUGUACCGCCGUUGUUGAAGCAGGGCGUACCGAUGAUGAAAGUGUCCGCCAAGAAACAGAAACGAUACAUUUUUCGUCUCGAUCCUGACCAGGGACAUAUAGUAUGGGAGUCCAAGAAGCUGCGAAUCAUCCCUAUCGAGAAUAUCAAGGAGCUGCGUUCGGGCGUCGACGCGCGGUACUACCGAGAGCAAUUCCAACUCGCGCAGGAAUAUGAAGACAGAUGGCUCACCAUUAUCUACGUGAUGGACGGCGGCUACAAGACUCUUCAUCUCAUCGCCGCUACAAAGGAUAUCUUCCAAAUGUGGGACGUCACCUUGCGCAAGCUUCACGAUAUUCGGCAACAGCUUAUGAGUGGAUUGGGGAAUAUCGAGAUGCGGCAGGCGGUUUGGGAGAAACAGUUUUGGACAGGUGCGGAUGAGGAGGCAGACCAGAAGUUGGACUUUGAUGAUGUGGAGAGGAUGUGUAGACGGUUAAAUAUCAAUCCUUCGAGGGAAGAUCUCCUGAGGAGGUUCAAGCAAGCAGAUAUUCAGAAUCGUGGUUACCUCGAUUUUACAGACUUUCGCCGAUUCGUCAAGUCACUCAAGGCGCGUUCGGAGCUUGAUCGGCUGUACAAGAAGCUCGCAAAUGACUUUGGUGGUACCCUCAAUUAUGCUGCGUUCGAGCGGUUCAUGAGGCAUUACCAGAAGUCUUCCCUUAGCGAGUCUGAGCUGCAGCGGAUUUUUGUGAGAUACGCUGUUGCACCAACGGGCGAGAAGAAUGUGUUUAGUCCGUCUAGCUCUCCACUCCAGAACCCAAUGGACUUGGCUGCCCACGCAGGAAUUGCUUCCCCACUGUCAUCACCACCUCUUCCUCCCGCGCCCGUACCUCCUAUCGCCCAGAUCUCAUCUUCAAUCACUUCGGAUGGUCUGCUUGCACCUCCAACCUCAUCCUCUCCGCCCCCUCCUACAGACACUUCAAAGGCACCGGAGACUCCAGUCACAUGGGAGACCGGGAUCAUGACGCUCAAGGGCUUGACUUCGUUCUUACUGUCGACCGAGAAUGCCGCGUUCGCAGAUCAACAUGGCAAGGUCUUCCAUGAUAUGACGCGGCCUUUGCCAGAGUAUUUCAUCUCGAGUUCACACAAUACGUACUUGGUGGGACAUCAGCUUGUGGGUGAUAGUACUGUCGAAGGGUACAUUCGUGCGUUACUGCAUAGUUGCCGGAGCGUCGAACUGGACAUCUACGAUGGCGAUAAGGAACCGGUGAUCUAUCACGGUCGCACGCUGACUACCAAAGUGUCUUUGCGAGAUGCCUGUCAAGCCAUAGCCAAAUACGCCUUUGUCGCUUCACCAUACCCUAUCAUCAUUAGCGCAGAAGUGCACUGUGGGAUUGCUCAGCAGGCCAUGAUCGCGGAUAUUAUGACGGAGGUGUUUGGCGAUGCACUUGUGCGCGCACCCGUGGAUGGACGACCGAAGAUUGAAGUUCUGCCAAGUCCCGAGGAUUUGAAGGGACGAGUAUUGCUCAAGGCGAAGAACUUGUAUGUUUCGGAGAAGGAGGGCAUGCAAGAAAAGGAAGUAGUCGUCGACACUGAGUCGUCUUCUACCGAAACGUCUGCUUCGGAUACGGACGUGAAGGAAGAAGUCAAACAAGAAUGGCGUAAGGCUCGCGAGAAUGAAGCCGAAGUUAUUAAAGAUCUCAAGUCGAAAGCUCGUAAUGCCCUUGGUCGCGUCAGUAAUGUUGCUACACCCCGUCGCAAUUCUUCCUCCAAAUCCCUCGUAGCCUUGCUCGUGUACACUGUGGGUGUCAAAUGUCGCGGACUCAAUAAAAAGGAAGAAUACGCUCCGGAACAUGUGUUCUCCUUGAGCGAAACUACGGCGAACAGGAUCCUGAAGCAAAGCAUGAUGGAUCUCAUCAAGCAUAAUCGGACUCAUCUCGUUAGAGUGUACCCCAAGGGCACCCGGAUCGGUUCCACGAACUACGAACCUCAUCGGUACUGGAGUGCGGGCUGUCAACUGGUUGCAAUCAAUUGGCAGACAUUCGACCUGGGAUAUAUGAUCAAUCAUGCUAUGUUCCAGCGCAAUGGCCGUGCUGGUUAUGUUCUGAAACCUCUGGCGCUGCGCACGACGGAUAAGCAGCUGUUAUCCAAGCGUACCAAGCAUUUCUUGGAUGUGAAGAUCAUCUCCGCCCAGCAGCUCCCCCGUCCCAAGGAUUCUCUUGGGCGAGAAGUCAUCGACAAGAAUAUCUUGGAUCCAUUUGUCGAAGUCUCCAUUCACAUUCCUGAUUGGACACAUUCUCCAUUCCUCCCUCCCGAUACUGCUGAUGACCAUCGCGUUUAUUCUCCACCUACUGGUCCCUCCAUGGUUAGUGCUACCUCUGCGCGGACGAUCACAGUCAAGACUGGCGUUGUCAAGAACAACGGCUUCAAUCCUGUAUGGGAGCAGGGGUUGAGCUUGCCAUUCGAUUGUGUGGGCGAUAUGAUGGAUCUCAUCUUUGUAAGGUUCGCUGUGAAGCAGGAGGACAAAGAUGACGAGGAGCCACUUGCUGUUUACUGUUGCAGUUUGGGCAGCUUAAAUCAUGGAUACCGACACCUCCCCCUGCAUGACACUCAACUCUCGCAAUACCUCUUUUCUACGCUCUUUGUAAGGAUCGAUAUCCGUGACGUUUGAUUCCCAUACCCUUGGAACCUCAUUUUGCAUGCAUUCUCUUGGCUCUCGCAUCUACUCGCAAUUUAAUGGUAUAUCCCACCCAAUCAACUCAUUGUACUUGUAUAAUAUCUCGCAUCCCCCUGCAUCGAUAUCAUCGUUCGUUGAUCAUACCAUACCAUGCUUUUUUGGAUUUCUUUUGUCGCAUAGCCAUUGGUUGCAAUACCAGCAUUCGUUUUCAUUCGACUACGUAUUUAUUCAAUCCCGGAAAGGAAUUCUUGUAUGAUAGAAAGUACUGCUACGCAUAUAAUGAAGGUGGACAUGGUCUCG
Molecule: messenger RNA, 4139 nt
Organism: Somion occarium
Lineage: Eukaryota; Fungi; Basidiomycota; Agaricomycetes; Polyporales; Cerrenaceae
Source: the annotation of a GenBank genome assembly